GGUCCCCUCUGUUCUUCUUCACGCAGGCGACCACCCCCAGCUCCGCAACCAUCUCCGUCCGUCUCCUUCCUUUUGAGAACCACCAGCCAUCGCCACGGCCAGCGCCCCCAUCCCUCCGUCUGCCCUUGUUCUCGGCAUCGACAUCGACGCCGGCCACCUACUCCGCCACCGUAUCUCCACCUCCUCUGCUUACUCCGGCCAUUGCCUCUCCACCAUCUCCUUGUCUUCUUCGUUCUGUGGCGACCGCCUUACCCUUUUCCAAAGCCGCACAGUCGUUGGUCCGACCACUGGGAGGUAAACCAACUGCUUUGGAUCUUCUUAUGGCUGCUUUCCCCCCCUUGCAUUUGAACCCUCAGACAACACGUUACCAAGGAGCAUCUGAAAUGUCAUCUGAACCCUCAGAGGAAGUAGUGGCUACACUCUUGGUUCGUCACCUUCCUGAAGCUAUUCCUUAUGAUACUCUUUCUCGGCUCUUCUCCCACUAUGGUGCUUCUUCUGUGCGGCCUUGCACUGGUGGAAGGGUAAGGAACUGUGUGUUUGUAGACUUUAAGAGUGAAGCUUUGGCAUCUCAAGCAUAUCGCCAAUUGAAUGGGCUUUGUUUUUUGGGUAAAGUCUUGUCAGUGGAGAGAGCUGGUAAACUAGAAUUGAAUAACAAACAUCAACAAGGGGCAGCUGAAUCAAGGAAAUCCUCCUCGUCUUUGUCAAAAGAUGCUCCUGCGACCAGAAAUGUCAAAGAAGGAUCCAGAUUAGGAAUGUUUCCUGCUAGUGAACCUAUUGCCGAAAGACUUGGCGUUGACUAUCCAUUUCCACUGCAUCUUGAGUAUGCUUACCCCCCACCAGAUGGAAAUAUUCUCACUAAUAUUGUAAAUGCUCUUAUUGCCGUUCCUCGAUUCUACACACAGGUAUUGCACUUGAUGAACAAAAUGAAUAUUCCUGCACCUUUUCGUAUGGCACUUCCCACACCACCUCUACCACCUUCAAUUCUGGCCACCCCUCAACCUCCUCCUCCACCGCCAUCCUCUCCACCCCCGCCAAUAGCUACAAAGUCUCCUUUGGAUGAUCUGUCUAGUGGUGAAUCAGAAUUGGAAUCUUCUGAUGAGGACAUCAAUGACAAGUUCUACCCCAUUGGAGGUCCUGGAGUAGGAAGACCUAAACGAAAGCGCAUCAAGCGAGAAGCUAUUGUAGGCCCUGCAGUGGAUAAAGAUGUGCCUCAUGAGGCUGUUGGUCUAAAACCUGCAAACUUGGUCCCAAAAGAGGUCCCAUUUAUAAAAAAGAAGAACCCUGUGUUGCAGAUCAAAAUUGUGCCUAAACUUGCCCAAAGUGAGCAAACAGAAACUGUAAUAGAGCAAGAAGAGCUAGAACCAAUGGAAGCGGACAAACAGAAUUUGGAUCUUAAACCUUUUGCAACUCCAGAAGAACUGGAGAAGGGAAAGUUACCUCCAGAGGAGAUCUUAUCCCUUCCAAUGUUUAAGAAUUAUACAGCUGGAGAUCCUGCUUCUGUGUUGUACAUAAAGAACUUGGCAAAAGAUGUAGUUGCUGAUGACUUCUACUUUAUUUUCGGAUCAUUAUUUGGAAGCAUUGACGCAACCAAAUCUAGCCUAAGUGUUAAACUAAUGCAGGAGGGAAGAAUGAGGGGACAAGCUUUUGUCACAUUUCCAUCCAUGGAACUUGCUCAUCAGGCUUUGAAUCUAGUGAACGGGUACGCGUUCAAAGGCAAGCCAAUGAUAAUCCAGUUUGGCCGGAAAGCCACCACCGGUGCCAAACCCUCCUAACUGACAGAAUUGCCCAAGAACCAAUCAGCAGCAGUAAAUGUACUCUGAGACUGCAUAUACGCAACAACUAACUAACAAGGAACUACCGCAUUCACAACAAAGCAAAGUUUCUCUCAAUCUUCCAUGAUUUGGCUACCGGAAAUUUUAUCAUGCCCUUGCCUUCAAAUCCUCUUCCAUUCUAUAAUGGUCCGUGGCUGUAUUAUUUUUAUCCCCUUUCUUUUUCUUUUUACGCCGUCUGUAAACUAUUACAUUUACAGAAAAAAAUAGAGUUAGAACAUCAGAGGAGUGGACACAAAUAUUGGAGUGUCGAAUCCGGAAGAUUAAGAAUUGCAUAUUAUUCUUCAAGAUUAAACAAUUUUGAAAGUUAAA
Molecule: messenger RNA, 2141 nt
Organism: Diospyros lotus (date-plum)
Lineage: Eukaryota; Viridiplantae; Streptophyta; Magnoliopsida; Ericales; Ebenaceae
Product: U11/U12 small nuclear ribonucleoprotein 65 kDa protein
Exons: 13
Coding region: 321-1772 (483 amino acids)
Biological process (GO): mRNA splicing, via spliceosome
Cellular component (GO): U12-type spliceosomal complex
Molecular function (GO): U12 snRNA binding; pre-mRNA intronic binding
Source: RefSeq, a predicted model, not a curated record